CACACCCUUGAAUGUAGAGAUCCACAUGUCUAUAAUCCCCGCUUGGCAAAUCCGGAACCUGAAAGCAUGGUAAUGAAGCAUGUUUCAGCACCGUGGGAUGAGGCGUUCUCAGCGCAUAUGAGGUUCGACAUGAACACUUUCUUUACAAGUUUACAGAUGCGUUUGGGCGAUGCGAAAGCAGGAUUUCGAGGAGGCGUAUGCUUGUCAAGUAGUGCUUGUGAAAUAUCCUUUUCAUUAUGUCAACCACCAAUUUCAACCUCCCCGCCGAAAUUUUCUCUUCGCAACCGCUAUUUUUUCUGUAACUCUAUCAUUCAAUUGAUAACUCUUGACACAACCGUUUCAAGAAUCCUUACUGAAAUCAAGGAGGAAAACUGGAUGCUACCGGUAGUUUUGGCUACUGCUAUUGACCUACGUCGAUUUGCCCACGGUCUGGAUGCGAAAGCAGUAUCAAACACCAACCAACUAGGUCGCGGCCACGGACGUCAUAUGGAGACUGCAGCACAGCUUAUAUUGCGGCUUUUUCAAAUUUGCGCUAGUGAUAGUCGAACUCAAAUGGAUGACUCCAAGAAGCUAGGAAUGAUGGGCUUAGCCAAUCAACUUUUCAAGAUCUAUUUUCAAAUCAAUAAACUGAAUCUGUGCAAACCGAUGAUCCGUGCCAUAGAGAAUAUGAAUAUCAAUGAUCGAUUCAGUUUGGCGCAGCGUGUAACCUAUUCCUACUAUGUUGGCCGAAAAGCCAUGUUUGACGGUGACUUUGUAUCGGUUAUUCAGGGCGUUUUCCCCUACCCCUCCUUACUGGUCAAGUACAACCUGAAUGAGUUUCUUGGAAUCUCUGAUGCCGCCAAGUACGACUAUUCCAUUUCAUCACCACUUUCAUCCCACUGUAGAGCAGGCAACUUGCAGAAAAUGGAUAUGGAGUUGAACAAGUACGAGGAAUUCUUUCUGUCUUGUGGAGUCUAUCUUAUUUUGGAGAAACUCAAAUUGAUAACCUACCGCAACCUGUUCAAGAAGGUGUGUGCUAUCAUGAAAACCCAUCUGAUGCCCAUUGAAGUGUUCACUGCAGCCCUACGUCUCAUGGGGGUAGAGGAUAUUGACCAAGAUGAGACAGAGUGCAUUCUGGCAAAUCUUAUUUAUGAAGGUAAAAUUAAGGGAUACCUGGCCCACCAACAACAGAAGCUAGUCGUGAGCAAGCUACAGGCUUUUCCCGCACUGACCGCAGCUAUGACGACAAUGACAAGAUGAACGGCAGCAUGUAAAUAUGCACAUAAUACAGACGUUUCUCAAAAGUCCCGUCUUGUUUUCAUUUGACGCAUCUUAUCGUACGCAAUGUUUUUAUUUCGAAGAAAUAGUGUUCAUAGAAAAGAAAACUGUACAUACGCUUUGGCUGGUGCAUAAUUUAUACGAUAAUCGUGUGCUCACAGUGAAUUGAAUGUAUCAUAAAAAACUCACAUGUGAAGUAGGCAAGUGGGGGAGUAAAAGUAAAGCACAAUGAACUUGGUCCAGGGUGAUAGCUAUUAAUCGGACACGAUAGCCGUACUGUUGAUAUAAGUAAUAAUAUGCUUUACGUAUGAUAUUAUUGACCACAGCCGUUUUCGUUUCCAAAAGAAAAGCAAGAUGUAAAAAAGCUGCAGGUUGAAAUUAAAGGUUUCCGUACUCUAACAGUACUCUUGGCUUGCCGACGACCUCCAGAGCGAUAGGUUGUUUAUCGCCUGUUCGAGGACCGUUCGAAUCUCGUGAACCAAAUGGUACUCUGCCGUUCACUACGUGACAGUCCAAGUUACUCGCCAUGCUCCCACUGCGACAUACGGAGGAGGCAUUACUUGGACAUUCUGAGCCUCUGAACCCCGGGUUUUCCGAGACAUUCUCCCUACAGUUGAUGAGCAAAUAUAAAGAUAAAUUGUUAGGUGUGGAUCGACAACUUUAGCUAUCGCAAACUGGCAAAACGACUAUAUGUGGCUGACAAUAAUAACCUGAUUUUCCGUUCCUCCGCCGCUGAAGCCCCCUGUUCUGAUUCACACGGCUGGGAUAUUGAAGGACUUCGGUGAACGGAAACCGCAGUGUUCGUCGUGUUUCUGCUAGGGGCGGCGAAUGCAGAUGUAUCCGGUCCGUUUGCUCUGUGAGAAUUCGGCCGAGGCGAAGAUGUGAAAGACCGCAUGCUAG
Molecule: messenger RNA, 2157 nt
Organism: Opisthorchis viverrini
Lineage: Eukaryota; Metazoa; Platyhelminthes; Trematoda; Opisthorchiida; Opisthorchiidae
Exons: 8
Coding region: 67-1239 (390 amino acids)
Biological process (GO): poly(A)+ mRNA export from nucleus; transcription elongation by RNA polymerase II; post-transcriptional tethering of RNA polymerase II gene DNA at nuclear periphery
Cellular component (GO): transcription export complex 2
Molecular function (GO): RNA binding; double-stranded DNA binding
Source: RefSeq, a predicted model, not a curated record